Molecule: messenger RNA, 4120 nt
Organism: Coregonus sp. 'balchen'
Lineage: Eukaryota; Metazoa; Chordata; Actinopteri; Salmoniformes; Salmonidae
Source: the annotation of a GenBank genome assembly
AUGUCAGACAUGAGACUGAACUCUUUCGUCCACCUCAGGUUUGAUGUCAGAGAUGCGACUGAACUCUAUUCCACCUCAGGUUUGAUGUCAGAGAUGCGACUGAAGACUGUAUAGGAGCCUGAUGAAGAGAGAGACUGAUGAAGACCUGGCCGUGGCCAAAGGGAAGGCUGUUAAGGCCUCAACUCAUCAUGAACGAAGGUGAACUAUGCUGGAUGUUGGGCUCUGGCUGGUUCUGACUCCAUCUGCCUUCAAAGAGCAUCAUUAAAGCAUCGUGACGACGACGGCGGAGCGUUGUUCAGUAAUUCACGGCAGGCAGCUGCAUCCUGGAGACUCUAAAGAGACUUUAGAUGCAAUGCAGCUUCUUACAUUUACAUUUGAGUCAUUUAGUAGUUAGUGCAUUCUUUACCUCGGCAUGCUCAGACUCCCUGCAGCAACACACUGUAGAGAAAGGAUGCGUCACAAAGGGCGCCCUAUUCCCUAUGUAGUGCACUACUUUUGACCAGGGCAGAAGUAUUUGAUUUCUUUCCACUAAACAGCGUUAUGACACAGAGAGGCGAUUGACAGAAACUCUACAGGAACACACAGGAACUGGGAGAGAUGUGGUGUGCGUUAUCAAGAUUCAAGUUGAACCAUAUAUUUGGAAAGUAUAAUCUGAACCUCAGAAAUAACAUCCUUGUACAGUGGCUUGCGAAAGUAUUCAUCCCCCUUGUCAUUUUUCCUAUUUUGUUGCCUUACAACCUGGAAUUAAAAUAGAUUUUUGGGGGGUUUGUAUCAUUUGAUUUACACAACAUGCCUACCACUUUGAAGAUGAAAAAAAAUAUAUAUUUUUUAAACAGAAAACUUGAGCGUGCAUAACUAUUCACUCCCCCAAAGUGAAUACAUUGUAGAGCCACCUUUUGCAGCAAUUACAGCUGCAAGUCUCUUGGGGUAUGUCUCUAUAAGCUUGGCACAUCUAGCCACUGGGAUUUUUGGCCAUUCUUCAAGGCAAAACUGCUCCAGCUCCUUCAAGUUGGAUGGGUUCCGCUGGUGUACAGCGAUCUUUAAGUCAUACCACAGAUUCUCAAUUGGAUUGAGGUCUGGGCUUUGACUAGGCCAUUCCAAGACAUGUAAAUGUUUCCCCUUAAACCACUCGACUGUUGCUUUAGCAGUAUGCUUAGUGUCAUUGUCCUGCUGGAAGGUGAACCUCCGUCCCAGUCAAUAAUUUCCCUGUAUUUAGCGCUAUCCAUCAUUCCUUCAAUUCUGACCAGUUUCCCAGUCCCUGCUGAUGAAAAACAUCCCCACAGCAUGAUGCUGCCACCACCAUGCUUCACUGUGGGGAUGGUGUUCUCGGGGUGAUGAGAGGUGUUGGGUUUGCGCCAGACAUAGCGUUUUCCUUGAUGGCCAAAAAGCUCAAUUUUAGUCUCAUUUGACCAGAGUAUCUUCUUCCAUAUGUUUGGGGAGUCUCCCACAUGCCUUUUGGCGAACACCAAACGUGUUUGCUUAUUUUUUUCUUUAAGCAAUGGCUUUUUUUCUGGCUACUCUUCCAUUAAGCCCAGCUCUGUGGAGUGUACGGCUUAAAGUGGUCCUAUGGACAGAUACUAAAAUCUCCGCUGUGGAGCUUUGCAGCUCCUUCAGGGUUAUUGAUAUAGAAAUAAAAAUAUAUACAGGUUAAAAGUAAUGACUAAAUGUUCCACCCUUAAAUAUAGCUGUGAAAUGUUCUUGUUUUAAGUAUGAUUAGUACUUUCUUAGUAGUGACUAAUUAUUACACUCUGAAACUGUGUGAGAUGUGUUAGAAUCUACUACCUGGUAAUGUGUGAGUGUAGGACCAGUAAAGAUUGACAUUGUGUUACUAUUUAGCAAUGUGAGUAAGAGUUAGGCCAGACAACAAAGGACAAGGAGAACUGGCUACAGACAACUGAGAAACCAAGAUAAAGAGGCCCCUUCCAGUUUAGGGAGGAGAGAAACCGUUGGGCUUGUUAAGGAGUAUGAGACAUGGUGCAGGAUAUUGGGAGGACGGCUAACUGAGGAAUGCAGCCUAUGUGUGUGUGUACUGAUGGCCAGGAGAGCAGUUUUAAAGUGGAAAACUACAGCCCGCCUACGGGGGGGUGGGAUUUUCGUAUGACGUGUGCGUAUAAAAAUAUUGUACGACCAUUUUGUGUUAGAAUUCUCAAUGAAUAAACAUCUCUGACUAUGCAGACGGGGACUCUGUCCGUUUCUUCAUCCAACCUUUUGGGAGACGCACAGAGACAUUGAAAUAGUUUGUUAAAUAAUUCUUAUAACCGUUAUCUUUGGUCUCUUUGUUGCCUCUGAUUAAUGCCCUCCUUGCCUGGUCUGUGAGUUUUGGUGGGCGGCCUUCUCUUGGCAGGUUUGUUGUGGUGCCAUAUUCUUUCCAUCUUUUAAUAAUGGAUUUAAUGGUGCUCCGUGGGAUGUUCAAAGUUUCAGAUAUUUCUUUAUAACCCAACCCUGAUCUAUACUUCUCUACAAAUUUGUCCCUGACCUGUUUGGAGAGCUCCUUGGUCUUCAUGGUGCCGCUUGCUUGGUGGUGCCCCUUGCUUAGUGGUGUUGCAGACUCUGGGGCCUUUCAGAACAGGUGUAUAUAUACUGAGAUCAUGUGACACUUAAAUAAAGUCCACUUUUCCGUUAUUUAUUUUUUAGGAUUUUUUGAAACAAAUAAAUUUCAUUUCACUUCACCAAUUUUGACUAUUUUGUGUGUCCAUUACAUGUAAUCCAAAUAAAAAUCAAUUUAAAUUACAGGUUGUAAUGCAACAAAAUAGGAAAAACGCCAAGGGGGAUGAAUACUUUUGCAAGGCACUGUGUGUGUAUAUGUAUGUAUGUAUGUAUGUAUGUAUGUAUGUAUGUAUGUAUGUAUGUAUGUAUGAAUGUAUGUAUGUAUGUAUGUAUGUAUGUAGUCCUGUGUAGCUCAGUUGGUAGAGCAUGGCGUUUGCAAUGCCAGGGUUGUGGGUUCGAUUCCCAUGGGGGGCCAGUAUGAUUCUUUUUAGAAAAAAAUGUAUGCACUCACUAACUAAGUCGCUCUGGAUAAGAGCAUCUGCUAAAUGACAAAAAAUAUAUAUAUACACAAAACCGGACAAAAGUUUUAGAACAGUGUGCAAAGCUGUCAUAAAGGCAAAGGGUGGCUAUUUGAAGAAUCUCAUUUGGGACAGCUGUAUGUCAUCCCUGACCCUCACCACUUCCUGCUUCAUUUGGGACAGCCGUAUGUCAUCCCUGACCCUCACCACUUCCUGCUUCAUUUGGGACAGCCGUAUGUCAUCCCUGACCCUCACCACUUCCUGCUUCAUUUGGGACAGCCGUAUGUCAUCCCUGACCCUCACCACUUCCUGCUUCAUUUUGGACAGCCGUAUGUCAUCCCUGACCCUCACCACUUCCUGCUUCAUUUUGGACAGCCGUAUGUCAUCCUGACCCUCACCACUUCCUGCUUCAUUUGGGACAGCCGUAUGUCAUCCCUGACCCUCACCACUUCCUGCUUCAUUUGGGACAGCCGUAUGUCAUCCCUGACCAUCACCACUUCCUGCUUCAUUUGGGACAGCCGUAUGUCAUCCCUGACCCUCACCACUUCCUGCUUCAUUUGGGACAGCCGUAUGUCAUCCCUGACCCUCACCACUUCCUGCUUCAUUUGGGACAGCCGUAUGUCAUCCCUGACCCUCACCACUUCCUGCUUCAUUUGGGACAGCCGUAUGUCAUCCCUGACCCUCACCACUUCCUGCUUCAUUUGGGACAGCCGUAUGUCAUCCCUGACCCUCACCACUUCCUGCUUCAUUUGGGACAGCCGUAUGUCAUCCCUGACCCUCACCACUUCCUGCUUCAUUUGGGACAGCCGUAUGUCAUCCCUGACCCUCACCACUUCCUGCUUCAUUUGGGACAGCCGUAUGUCAUCCCUGACCCUCACCACUUCCUGCUUCAUUUGGGACAGCCGUAUGUCAUCCCUGACCCUCACCACUUCCUGCUUCAUUUGGGACAGCCGUAUGUCAUCCCUGACCCUCACCACCCUUCCCUGCUUCAUUUGGGACAGCCGUAUGUCUCCCUGACCCUCAACCACUUCCUGCUUCAUUUGGGACAGCCGUAUGUCGUCCCUGACCCUCACCACUUCCUGCUUCAUUUGGGACAAGCCGUAUGUCGUCCCUGA